AUGUUUGCUUCUGGUUCAAACGCCGUCGCAGGCAGAAGUCUCCAAAGUUACAGCCGCGACGGUGCCGUCGCCGUAUUCGACCCCGCCACCGACGACGACAACCCCUCCACUCGACCAUACUCCAUCGACUCUCAAGGCAGGAUCGUAUAUGACCUCGGCUGGUCCCUCUGUGGAUACUAUGGUGCGACGAACGAGGAACUCAAUAGGCCUGCGACUGUUGUGACCUGCCAUAGCGAGACUCCGUUGCAGACGGCUUUUCUGACUUGCGAGUUGUCUGGUACCUUUGGGAUCGAGUGCUCGCUCCCGGCGAUCUCUUGUGUAUCGAGUGGAUCUACCAGUAUGCCUCCGACAUGUGUAGCUGCUACAGGUACUUGGAGCUUAAAUUCUGUCGGUGUUCGAGCGUUUGGUCACACGUGGCAGAUUGGCAGCAGUGAUACGCCCGCUAAUUAUGAGCGCAUGACCGUGAGCAUCCGGGAGGUUUGA
This is a messenger RNA of Fusarium odoratissimum NRRL 54006, 483 nucleotides long. RefSeq lists its product as uncharacterized. NCBI's taxonomy places the organism in Eukaryota, Fungi, Ascomycota, Sordariomycetes, Hypocreales, Nectriaceae. The record is from RefSeq and is a predicted model, not a curated record. The coding region runs from base 1 to 483 and encodes 160 amino acids. The transcript has a single exon.